AUGAGGCCCCCGCUCCCUUUCCCUCUCCCUCUCCAUGCGAUCGCCAUGCUCCUGCUUGUGGGUGUUGCUGUCGCGGAGGCCUUUGGACAUGUGGUUUAUGACCACGGCUCCACCUGUGUAGGUUACAAUGCACUGCCUGCAUGCUUUGGACCGCCCCUCCCGAGUGAAGGGCUGAUGGGAUACUUGAUCGAGGCCAUGCCUGCAAACGCCUGUGAUCCUAUAGAAGGCCCGCCGGCAUCCUCCAACUCCUCUGAGGCUUUCAUCGCACUCAUCCGUCGGUCUGACUGCCCCUUUGGCGUUAAGGUCCUUCAUGCACAGCAAGCCGGGUACCAAGCCGCCAUCGUGCACAACGUGAAUGCAGAGCAUCUGGUGAACAUGGUAACCGACGACAAAGAAAUCAGGCAGCAGAUUGCGAUCCAGUCUGUCUUUACAGGGGAAUCGGCCUACAGGCAUCUGAAAAGGGCUUCACAUUACGAAAAAGGGGCUUAUGUCACCCUGGUGGCACCCAAACAUCCUCAUAACCCUUGCCAGGAUGCUGCUACGCCUUCCAUGUGGGCUACUCUUAAGCGGCACUGGCCUCGCAUGCUGAAAUAUUCCGCAUACCACGUCAUUCCUUAUGUCCUCCAGGAGUUUGGGUUCAUGAUCAACGUGAUCAUUUGCACCAUCCCGCUUGUGGUCUACGCACGAUGGUGCGCAAAAGGCCGGAAGAUAACCCUGUGCACCUUCAAAAGAGGAGACCGAUACGAAACGUGUGUGAUCUGCAUGGCCGAGUAUGAAGAAGGAGACCAGCUGAAGAUCCUCCCUUGUUCUCACGCCUAUCACUGCGCGUGUAUCGACACCUGGCUUCACACCCAGCCCAGGAAUAAAACCUGCCCCUUUUGCAAACAGCAGGUGACAGCUGAAGCUCAGGAUAUCAGUCUGCACGGAGGGAGGAACCCACAGGAGCAAGAUGGGGGAGAGGAGGACCACGCGGAGGAUGGGGAAGAUGAAGAUGGUCAUGACAAUGAGUAUAUUGAGGGAGAGGAAGAAGACGACCAAAGUGUGGACACUGAGGAAGGGAAGAGCGAUUUGUUCAUUUUGGAGAGCCUCUGA
Gopherus evgoodei (Goodes thornscrub tortoise) is the source of this 1092-nucleotide messenger RNA. Its product is annotated as E3 ubiquitin-protein ligase RNF167-like. Bases 1 to 1092 code for a protein of 363 amino acids. Gene Ontology annotation, cellular component: cytoplasm; nucleoplasm. Lineage: Eukaryota; Metazoa; Chordata; Testudines; Testudinidae. The transcript has 2 exons. The record is from RefSeq and is a predicted model, not a curated record.